This is a messenger RNA of Guyanagaster necrorhizus, 1901 nucleotides long. RefSeq lists its product as uncharacterized. Bases 192 to 1802 code for a protein of 536 amino acids. The transcript has 11 exons. The record is from RefSeq and is a predicted model, not a curated record. NCBI's taxonomy places the organism in Eukaryota, Fungi, Basidiomycota, Agaricomycetes, Agaricales, Physalacriaceae.
CUCACGGGUUUGUUAUCACAUGAGGGCGGAAUACGGAUCUGUCGGUCUUCGCAUGCCCAAAAAUGUGGCGCCUUAGAUUGGAGAACCGUCGAGGCCGUAACUCUUCUAUCGGACCGGAUACUAGUGUCAUUUGGCUACGGACCGGAGGGCAUAUAAAGGUCGAGCUGACAGUGGACUGAUCAAAAAUCGCAAUGCGACCUGUUCUCCUCCUUCUGGCCUUCUCCACCUGUGUUGUGGCAGAAAACCUCUCCAACAUCCGCUUGUCCGGUCCUUCUACACUCCCUCCAGAUGCAUCUAAAUAUCUUAACCCAGCAUUAGCCAGUUUCAGCAUUGAGACCGCCUUCUGGACCUCAUAUGUCGGGAAUGUGUCUAGUCCUAACAUAUUAACCCAAAACCUGCUGGAGAAUCUUAAAAGCAGAACCGGUGUACCUGCAGAAAUCCGAAUUGGUGGCAUCACUGCCGACUCAACAUACUGGAACUCAAGUUUGGAUGUGGCCUUGUUCAACUUUAUCACUAAUGAUGGAACUCUACAUAACACGACAGUUGGCCCCGAGUUCUGGAAAACCAUGGAUUUGCUACCUGAGGGAACGAGAAUAGUCUUCACCUUGGAUCUCGAAAACCUCAAUUUCGAGGGCACAUUAGAAAUGGCGACAGUUGCCGUAGAGAAUAUGAAGUCCGGGCAGCUGAUUGGAAUGGAAAUCGGAAACGAACCCGAUCAUUACCUCAGCUUCACGCCGCAAAGCUACACCAAUCUUUGGAUGCCUUGGACUAGGAACAUAUCAGACGCGCUGAACAUUAAGAAGCCAUUCUUCCAGAUUGCUGCCACUGCUGACGAUCCGCUUUGGCCUUACGGGACGGCAGCAGCUGAUGCGCAAUUGGAUUGUGUGAGUGCAUUGGCAGCAGGUGCAAAUAAUGACAGCACGGUGAAAACAUGUAGUGAGCACACGUAUCAAUAUAGUGUAUGCGAUCCCGUCCGUCUGCAACAGGCUACACUGGAAAACCUGGUUAAUCAUACUCGUCUGGCUCAGUAUCUUGACUUGUGGCAGCCUCGCAUCCAAAGCGUUCGCGAACAAUUGGGUUCAGAUUCAUUUGUCAUUGGGGAAUAUAAUUCAGUAUCAUGCUCUGGGAGAGACGGGGUCAGCAACACUUUUGGUCAAGCUCUGUGGCUCGUCGAUACCACUCUGUAUGCUGCAUCUAUCAACGUAUCUCGACUGUUCAUCCAUCAGGGCGGUCCGCUGGCUUUGCAAAGCUCAACCCAACUCAACCACGGAGGACUAAGUCUCUACGACCUGUGGUAUCCCAUCGAAAAUCUGAACGGACCAGUUCAAGUAUUCCCAUCCUACUCCGCCUACCUGUUCGUGGCUGAAGCGAUCGGUACCUCUCGAGGCCUUCGAAUAGGGAAUAUCUACCCGGGCCGACAGGCCAACGGGUCAAGCAUCACUACGGGGAUGGGAGAUACAUCCCAAGGACAGCUGGUAGCAUACGGAUUAUGGGAUGAGUCAAAUGCCGAUUACCCUGUGAAAUUGGCUUUACUCAACUUGCAGAGUUAUAACGAGACAACAGACGGGAUAAGACCGAGCACCGCAUUCGACAUUUCGGAGUACCUCUCCGAAGAAGUUCAGGGCUCGGUCAUUCUUCGGAGGUUGCAGGCCCCAGGAGCCAAUGUAAAGGGAGGGAAUGUCACCACGUGGGCAGGACAGACAUAUGCGAAUGGCGUUGCGGAAGGAGAGUUGAUAGAAGAGAAGAUUGACGGGGGAGUAAUCGCGGUCGCAGCAUCAGAGGCAGUUCUGGUUUUCCUCUGAUUUUCAUCAGUAGGCGUAUAGAACAUUAUAUAGUAUUAUGGGGUUACAGAGAAGGUGCAAAGUCAAAAAUUCCAAUGGGUAUUCAAUACGAUUUCAGAC